Molecule: messenger RNA, 1642 nt
Organism: Paramecium sonneborni
Lineage: Eukaryota; Ciliophora; Oligohymenophorea; Peniculida; Parameciidae
Source: the annotation of a GenBank genome assembly
AUGUAUUACCCAACUAAAGAAGAAUUUAUUAAAGAUUUUGAUUUUUCAAACCCUGUUCGUUUAGGAUAAGGUGCAUUUGGGAAAGUUUAUAAAUUAUUAUCCAAAAGUGAUAAUUCACCUUUAGAAUAAGGAAAAUACUAUGCAGCAAAACAAAUUGAAGUUAUUAAUGAAUAGAUGUUUAACAAAAUUUAAAAUGAGUUUAAAAUAAAUCAGCUCAUUAACAUGCAUCCAAAUGUUAUUAAUGUUGUAAAAGUCUAUGCUUGGCAAGAACUAAUGCCAAAAAAAUUUAGUCUUCUUUUAGUCAUGGAAUUAGCAGAUCGUAGUUUAUAAAAAGAAAUUCAUACCAGAAAAUAAGAACGAUCAUAUUUUUCAGCAUUUCAAUUAUUAGAGUUAUUUAAGAAAUGUAUAUUUACAUUUUCUACUCUUGUGGAGUAAAAAUAAAUUUUUCACAGGUUACAUAGUUAAUUAUUGAAUUUUUAGAGAUAUAAAACCAGAAAAUAUUUUAUUGCUUGAAACUGAUAAUUUGAUUCCAAAAAUCACUGACUUUGGAGUAUCAAAGAGUUUACAUGAAUUGAAUAUUUAGGAAAGCUUAAAAAAUACUAUAGUAGGAACACCAGUUUACUUUUCUCCAAUUUUAUGGAAUUCAUUUGUUACAAGAUCUGAAUAACCGAGUUAAGUUGAAAAAAUAAAACAUGACUUAGAAAAAUCUGAUAUUUUUUCUCUUGGCUUAACCUUUCUAUAAUGUACAUUAUUAUUAACUACUGAGAUUGUUGGACUUAAUAUGGUAUUACAUAAAUUAUGAUUUAAGGUUGAACAAAAAAAUAAAAAAAAUAUGUUAUUAGAUAAGAUAGAAAAUGUCAGAAUAAGAAAUCUUAUAACAGACAUGAUAUAAUAUGAGGAAUGUGAUAGAAAAACUUAUAAACAAUUAAUUUAAUUAUAUUUUAAUUCUAAUUAAAAGGGAAUAUUUGAAGAAACUCCGUAUUUUUUAAUUUUAUAUUAGUUCUCCUUAGAAAAUUAAAUAAAUUAAUUAAAUUGUCUGUAUUAAACAUUCAAAUUGUAAAGCCUUGUAUUAUUGCUUUAAAUUAGCUAUUGCUGGGUAUCAAUAUUUAUUAAAAUUAGUUACUAUUGUGAAGGAUGUUAUUAAAAUGACGAUAUUCAACUUUUCUGUAUACCUUUACCUGAAAAAAAUCAAAAAUUAAAUUAAUCCCAAAAAGAAACAUUAGAAGAAUAUUUUGAAUCAACUAUUCAAAUUAUUUUUAUUAAAGCUAUUAAAGAUUAAAUCAAUUUUGCAAAGUAAACUAAUCAAUCCCAUACAGAAUUAGAAAAAAACAUAUAAUAGAUUUCUAAAUUUUUGAUUUUCAACUAAAAUUAAACUCAAAAUUAAGUUUCAAAAUUAAUAAAAACAAAACUAGAAUAAAUUAGAAUUCCUUAUAAAGUAUAUUUAAAUAAUGAAUAAUAUAAUGAAGCCCUUAGAUAUUUGGAAUUAAAUAAAGAGAAAUUAUAUGAAUUAACUAGUGAUUUGAUUUUAAGAUUAGAUAAAUUAACUUCAAAUGAGGAAGUGCAAAGAUAAAAGAAGAAGAUUUUUGAUUCAUCCACUUAGUAGAUUCUACCUAACAGUUUGUAAAGCAAAAAAGAAUUCUGA